UAGCUAGGCAAGAGCUCAACGAAUGUUUCAGUGCUGUCGUUGCGUGCAGUAAAAGUAAAGCAAGCCUGACUAGUCAGUUGUUGUAGGAAGGGUCGCCUCAGCGCUCUGAGGGUUAUGUCGUGUGUGUGGCCUAGGCUCCCCGGACGAACGAAUGAACAAACGAACAAGCGGGUUGGGCCCCCAAGCUCCAAACGCUUACUUGAUAGUGUAGCUGGCCUGGCCACGCCGUUGUUAUGGCGGUGUAGCUAGCAGGGAGGAACGUUGGCGGAUUGCCUGCUGCCCGAGUGUUUUGUUCGUCUGCGUAUGACGACCUGUCGUAGUGCCACGGGGGGAAAGGGAGACGGGGUGAGGGAGGAGGAGGUGAGUGAGGCUUCUUCGUCUCUCUCCUCUAUACGCUGCUGUCUUGCUGCUAGCUUGCCCGACGGCUUGCAUUACUAGCAGCAUUAAUGUGUGUGUGUUGUUGUUGCUCCUCUCCUUUCUGAAUCCUGAAUGGUUUUCUUCUUCUUCGCCUCUUGGGGUUAGCAGGCGGUCGAGCUCGCCCUUGAAUGCGUCAAUUCAUCACGCACUCGGCUUUCCUUCAGCCACACCGAGAGAGGAUUGACUGGGGAGGAGAGAGCGAGAGAGAGAGAGCCGUGACUGACUCGAUCUCUCGCUAGGCAAAAGCGGUCUCGAUAACCUUGUGUAGCAAGCAGGCAAGCCCGCGAGGCCUACGCGUUCUUUUUUCUUCUCUCGCUCUCACGUUGAUAACGAAUGGUGUGCUGCUGCUGGUCGUGGUGGUGGUGGUGGAGUGGCUAGCUGUGUUGUUGGCCUAGUUGUGAACUGCGCUCAGCGUGUGCGUCGGUUGGCUGAGUGGGAGAGGUCGUCUGCAUACUCGAUUCUUUCGCUUCUCUGCGGGGAACUCGUGGUGGGUCUUUGCUGUCGACCUGGUGUAAAAGCGUCGCCAUCUUGUUUCUCUUCGUUGUUCUCCAGAAGGUGGUGAAGGAAAGAAACUCUGAGAAGAGCGUGGACAAAGGCAUGCGGAUCUGAAUCUGAAUCUGAGUGAAGACAGACUCGCCCGCCAUCUUGUUUGUCACCCCAUUCUAUUGGUGAACGUAUUGGAGGAAGGCAGUCACACUCGAAUUUACGAAAGACGUUGACAAACCGAGUCACUUUGCUGCUUUCUCGGGGAAUCGAAGCUGCCUUCUCCAUCUUUGUUCAGCCGGCUUUGCUGAUGGACGAGUUGGAAAGAUGACAGCUUGACCCUGAGAAAGAGAAAGACGAGAACCAUCAUACACUUACGAACCUCGUUGAUCUGCAACUGGAUGACGUCUCCUGAACUACGUUCCUGUUUAUUCAGGGAAUGAACACAGAGACAUCUGCAGAAUGGACUCAAAACAGAACCCAACGUCACUGUCAGCGUCCAAGUCAACGACAAACGGCCAGGCAGAAGAUGCUACAUCUAUCGCCACAUCUGACAGAUUAGCUGAUGACAUCAUCAUCAACAGUGCCGCUCUGGAAAAUGUGGAUGUUUUGAGUAAAAGUAAACCUGACUCUGCUGUGAUUGAUGACUCUGAUGACAAAAAGUUAGAUCCUGAUCCUAUACAUUCCAUGGAUGUUCAAAAUUCCAAGAAUGAUGCAGAAAAAGUAAACACAGAGGAAGAAAAAGCAGUUGUUGAUGAUGUUAAUUCUGCGUUGUGCAAUAAUUCUUCUGUUGUAAAUAAUAGUAGAAGUAAUGAGGAGAAAAAUGUUGAACAAACCUCUGCUGUGAAGAUGUCUGAUACUGAUUCAGAUGUUUCAUUAACCAGAAGAGGAGAGGAGCAAAUGGAGGGACUGAAGAUUGAUAAUGUAAAUGCUGUAAGUGAAAGUACUUUUGUUAAAGAUGUUCAUGAUGGAAAAGAAAGUGUGAAAAAGGACGUUGAGAAGGAGAGCUCAAGUAGUGGCUGUUUUUCCAUGAGUAGUGAAUCAAAAUCCGAGGAUGCGGAUGUGAAUACAAAACAAGGCAAUGAAAAUUCAAAGACACCUGUAGAUUCUGUUCUUAGUACUGAGGGGGAUAGAUUAAAUUGUUCCGAGAUGAAGAACUCUGAGAGUAGUCAGAAUUGCAAUGGUGAAGUAACAGGACCAGCCUCAAAGGAUAGUGCAAGCAAUGAAAAUUGUAACAACGAAGAUUCAAAGCUGACUGGAGAUGGAGCUCAAAGCAUUGUUCAGACUUUGGACAGCUCGGAGUUACCCAGCAAAGACAACACAAAAAGUCAUCAUGUAAAGCCUGAGGCGACCAGUGAGAAAUCUUCAAGCAGUUCUGCAGUGACUCAGUCUGAAGCAACAGGUUCAGCAGACAGUGGUCUGCCAGAUGCUCAGAUGUCAAGUAGUCAAGAAGCAACUCAGGCGGUCAUUAGUAGCGACCAAGGAACGAGCGAACCUACAGCUCAGCCACCUGUGCAUGGUCAGGUGAAUCAACCUCAGAACUGCUCCGCUUCCACAUCGUCAGACCAGACCACUGUGGGAAAGCCUGUGAAGUAUAGGUGUCCUAAAUGUGCCAGGGUCAUGAAGGACAAACGACUUCUAGCAAAUCACUCUUGUGAGAAAGAAGGAAGUCCGGAGGAGGAGAAAGUGAAAAUUACAAUAGGCCUUGAUAAAGAGAAGAAAAGUUUUGUGUGCAAGGAGUGUGACUUCACAAACUCAGGCCAUGGGUUUGAGGAACACUUAAUGUGUCACCUGAUGAUUCGGCCCUACCAGUGUCUCUACUGCAAAGAAUGCUUCAUCAAUCGUAAAGAGAUCAGUCGACACGUCCUCAAGUUUCACAAUGGUGCUAAGAUGAGCUGUGCCUUAAGAGCGUUGCGCAGAGCCAAAAGUCUCAUAAAGGAGGUGAGUCUGGCAGGGACUCUCACAUUCUCAGCAAAAGUUGCAGGAAAAGUGCCCUUAGAGAAAGACCCAGAGAGGAAAAAGAAAACUUCUGAAGGUUCUACGGUGGUUAAUAAUGACAAUGCUCCGGCUCAACCAGUCAUUGCUGCUGUCACUUCAGAGAGUAAAGCACCGGAAAAAGGGUCAGCCAAAUCAACACCAGUCCCUGCUGAUGCAGCAAAAGGAGAGAAAAAAGUGGAUAAAACAGUUUCUGACAAAACUAUAACACAAGAGGAGACCAAAGAUGAGAGUCAGGAAGUGCCUGUGUGUGAUACUAAGGAAGAUGUAAAUAGCGCUCAAAAUUUCUCAAAACUUCGUGAAGUGUUAACGUCAAAUGAAACCGUAACAAAAGAAGAUGCAGGACCUACAAGUGAUGGAGAGACACAGCGUUGUGCAGAAGAAGAAGUGGAAGUUGAUAAAGAACAGACUAAUUCUUCUUCUGAUUCUGGUUUAAAAAUUAUAGCUUCAUAUUCUCUGCAAGACACUCAAAUUGAUGGCCAGCCACUUGAAUCCUCUGACGAAAAUAAUGCUGCAGAAAAUGUUGCUCCUAACUUCAUUAUGAUGCCUCCACCUGUCACUGAGAAAGAGACAGAGGUUUUGUCAUUCUUGGGGCCGGAGAAACCAAUGUACAAGAAUUCUGUUGCAGAGUCUUCUCCACCCUCCUCUUCUUCCUCCUCUUCCUCUUCCUCCACACCCAUGUUGCCCCCUCCCCCUCUCCAGGCAGCCCCGUCUCACUCUGCCCCCAACAAUAGUUCCGUCCUCCCUCCCCCACCUCAGUUAGUCGUUUCAGCUGCCCCAAGACCCCAGCAAAAGAAUCCAAAUUUCUUCAUCUGUGGCUUCAACUGUCUGUUCAGCAGCCUUAGCACAGCUGAAUUCCGAGAGCAUACAACAAAUUUCCAUUCGUCAGAGACAUUCUUCCCCUGCUACUACUGUGGCCACCGUAGUCCCAAUGAGAAUGACCUGGUCCGACACAUCUCCAAUCAUACUCACACCCACAACAAGUCAUCCCCUCUCUACGUUUGUGGAAAUGAAGGCUGCAGGUUUGGGACAAACAUGGUGCCAGACUACAUUAACCAUGUGAAGUCUUCUCACCCCCAUAUUACCGAACCGCUGUGCAAUGCUUGCGGGGACGUGUUCCCUGACGUGAGCAUGCUGCAAUCUCACGUAGAAGAGAACGUGAUCCACAUCGUCAACUGUCCACACUGCUCCUCCAAGGCCACUGACCGGCGUGCCAUCCUCAACCACAUCUCCACAGUCCACCCAGGAAAACCCAAGAUGGUGUCAGUGGCCAAACAGCUGAUCUGUCACGAUCGUAAGAUCAACAACUAUGAGGAGAUGAAACAGUUGCGGGAGAUGCUCCCCCCUACCCUGACCCCAGCCCCUGCCCUUGCCUCAUCAUCACCAGGUGGCUCAUCUGUGCUUGAUCACAUUCUUGGAAAACAGCACGAGGACUCGACCGAGCAGCGUGGGAAAUCUGUCGGCAACACAUUGGCGGAAGUUCUGGCCGCUGGCACCAGCCCUAGAGGUUCCCCUUCACCUUCAGCGAGAAUGCUUUCCCCUUCCUCACGAAGAAGGGAAGCAACUCCAGACAGUGGGAGGAGUCCUAAUUCUGAGUCCUCUGGAUUUGGGUCCCAUAGGGUGAAGGAAGAGGUUGAAGAGGAUGUGGAUGAGCUUGGAGAGUCUUCUGGAGUGGAUGAUUCUUCCAGUGGCUAUACCAUUGAUGAAAAUGGUAUAAGAAGACGGAUUUAUGUUCCCAUGAGUGAAAGACAAGCGGAAAACUACAGGUGUCGAUACUGCACAUUUAUCGCCAGAGAUUUGAAACGAAUGAACUGCCAUGAACGGUCCCAUGGAAUGCCCCCGACAAAGAAAGAACGUUUUAAGUGCAUGUUCUGCCCACAAGGUUUUGACAGCGAGAUGAAGUUCCGACUUCACAUUACAUGCCACCCUGGACUCAUCAAGUUCUUACUUUACCGCUGUAAAAAGUGUGAGUUUGACAGCAACCAAAAGCACACCAUCGUCAAGCACAUCACCUGCAAUCGUGACCGAAAACACAGGGGCUCUGGUCCCGUGGAGGAUCAAUACACUGUUGUGUCGCGCUCUCUAGAGUCUCGGGUUCUCCAGUGUGAGCAGUGUGACUACAUGACUCGCCACAAGAUACACAUGGCUAUUCAUUACCAGCGAGAGCAUGGAGUCCUCCGCGAUAAAGGAGAGUUCACAAUUGAAGGCCUCACACCAACCGAUACUCCCUUGAGUUCAUACGAUACACCACCAUCUCACAGUAGUUCUCGAUCUACGCCAAGUCCUAAAGGUAUUCAGCAGUCCCCAGACGCCUCCAGCUCUCAUGAUGCUUUUGAUUUUACGCGCCCUACAAGUGCGGCGAAGAGAUCACGGGACCGGAUGCAUGAGUCAUCUGCGCCAGCGGCUCUGACAGUUAAUCAGAUCACUGAGAGGAAUGAGAAUUUCACCCGCCUCGUCUCUCAGCAAACAGCACUACAACCUGGCCUGGUUUUAGAGAAUCAGGUGCGCAAAUUCAAGUGUCCAAUUUGUAAGUAUCUUCUUCCCAAGGCUGCGGAUCUGAAGAAUCAUGUGAAGAGACAUUCAGAGAUAGGACAAAUCACUUUGGUUAUGUUCCGUUGUAAGUACUGCAGUUGUAUGUCAACUGCCAGAGAACUGCUCUAUGAACAUUUGGGAGAGAAGCAUCCAGGAAAACCAAUAGCUCUGGUGAAAAAGAUUGUAGCUAUCGACACCACUGAAGUGGACAAAUCAUUUGCCGAGACAUCUGUUGAGGAGUCAUUUGAGCAGCUAGAGGAAAAUUUACAUAAAGAACUGGCAACAGCGUUGAAGAAUAAUUCUCCUAGUCCUGAUCAGGCAAAAACAGAAACUUCAGGGGAUUUCCUUUCUGCAUCUACAGCAUCAUCAUCCUCUUCUUCGACAGCUUAUGAGCAACUGUUUGUGAUUCCAGAAGGAGGAGAUGUUUUCUCUGUACCUCUCCAGUGCCCUAAAUGUUCCUAUAACACUCACAAGAAAGCGGACAUUAUAGAACAUGUCAAUUCCCUCCACUCUGAAGUCAAGGUCAUCAGCAAUGACGAGGAUGUUGAAAAGCUGGCUAAAGCCACUACUGAGGACAUCCUGAAUGCUGCUGGUAAAGGUUCCACUGAAAAAGCUGUGAGCAAACCGGGUUUUCUAAGCCAAGAAGAAGUCUUGAUUGUCCCAGACGAUCAAAUCUUCAAAGAGCCAGCACUAUGCUCCAGAUGUGACUUUGCUACUCUGCUCCGGCGAGAUAUGGUCAUGCAUCUCCAACAGUUUCAUCCAGAGAUAUCUGUCAUGGGCCGUAACUCAUAUCCUGUCCAGGUUUCAGCCAUGGGCAGUAAAGUGGGCCCAAUGGAGGAGAGUUGUGUAGUAGGCAGUGGCAGUUUGGAUGCUAAGAUCCGUUGUCUGUACGAGAAUUAUGGCACACAAAUGAAAUGUCUGAUUUGUGGAACAGAGCGUCCAAAGAAGUUUUUCAUUCAUGUCCACAUUCUGCGCCAUCUUAAUAUUUAUCUGUGGAAAUGUGCUUUCUGUGCCCACCGCGGCCUGCAGAAGUACAAGAUGGUGGAUCACAUCAAGAAGAUCCACCCCGGGAAACCAAUGAGCGUCCGCUAUCUUCGGGUAAACGUGGAAGCCAAGGUGGCUCAGUUUCUGGCACAGUUCAACAUCAUACAGAACCGCAAAGCCAGCCUUGACGAAGGGCUUGAGGUGCCGUUCUCAGCCAACGACACCUCUCAUGACCACGAUGACAACAAGGGCACGUGUCAACAAAGUUGUUCAGGGGGUCACCAUCAGUCUCCGGGACACAGCGGACCCAGCAGUGCCAGCAGCAACUACAACCACACGCUGGGCAGCGAGGAGCUGGACAGCAAGAUCGGUUGCCUUUACGACUUCAGCGAUGGAGUAUUCUACAAGUGCCUCGUCUGUCCGAACCAGUUUCAGCGGAAGUUUGCUGUCCAUCGACACAUCAUUAUCUCUCACCUCAAGGUGGCGCUGCUGACUUGUUCCUACUGCGGCAUGGAAGGCGUGGAGAAACAUCAGAUGGUGGACCACAUCCUGGCCUGCCACAAAGGUCAGCCGGUCAACAUCAAGACCAACGAGGUGGACCUGGCUCAGAACGUCUCCAAGUUCCUGGCCAAAGUAGCCGCAGGCGAAGAUAAUGCUGAUGUAAAUAACACUGGGGACGGGCUUGGAUCAUCAAAGUCAUCAGACUCUUCAAAAGAUUACUACAACCGCAUGUACCGACCUUUUGCGUUUAGCAAAAAACCUAGAUCUUUUGGCCUCUCAGGUUCCAGCAGCACCAAAUUGAAAUCCCCAACAUUCCGAUUUGGCAACUAUAAAUCAUCAACCCCUUCAACAACCAAGACAACUACACCAGGGAAAAAGAACAAUUUAGUCGACCCGGAUGUGAUCAUGCUCGGGCGCGACGCGUUGGAUCGUGAGCUGAGCUGUUUGUACCAGACGCGUAACACAGGUCAGUUGCGCUGUCUGGUGUGUCGCUGGGAGUUCCCGCGGAAGUACCCGCUGCACCGACACAUCAUGCUGAAGCACCUCAAGAUGAACCUGGUUGGCUGUCCCUACUGCCCGUUUGAGGGUGUGGAGAAGUACAAUGUGUCGACGCACAUCAAAGAAGAACACAAGGACAAGCCCAUCAACAUAAAGUUUACCCAGCCUGAUGUAGGGGGCAGGGUGAGGGAGUUCGUCGACGAUAUGGCCAACGUGGGGGGGCUGAGUCAGAAUCUCAUACAGAAGCCGGAGUCAUCAAACUCAGGUUCACGAUCGAGUUCUCCUGUGGUCUCCUUGAAAAGAGAGAGAGAUGGUGAUGAUGAUGAGAACACGAAUGGGACAAAUGAUUCUGAGACCCGUGGGGGACCUGCCCCUCCGUCUCUUGUAGUAGCGAUGUUUGGGAAGAAGAAGAAUAAGGUUCCGCCAAGUCCUCUCACUACCAGCGAAGAUUUUGUUGUGAAGACGGAAAUCGAAGACGAAGAGUUUGAAGAAGGCGCUGCCCUUGAUACUCAUGAUGAUAAUGAUGUCUUACACUCCGCGAGUAAACACAAACAUGGUUCAGGAGAAGACGGUGAAGAAGAAAAUGAUGACUACAACGAGGAAGAUGAUCCCGGUGCAGAUAGGUCCAACUAUGAUCCUGAGGAAGACGAAGAAGAGGAACCAGACAGCUCUCAGUUCUCAACUUUGAGACGACCCCUGGUUCAGUCCUACGCCCCUGGUUCCUAUCGCUCACCAGCAGGUGGGAAGCCAAAGGCCCUGGAUGUCAUCACCAAAAUCAAAGUCCUGAAGUCAAAGGAUGGGCCUAUCACGAAAUUCUACUGCGAGAAGUGUAAGUUUACGUCGCUCCAUCGGUCAAAUGUUGUCCGGCAUAUCUACAAGAUUCACGAGAAGUAUCAGACGCACACCUGCCCCAUCUGCAACUAUCAGACUCUGAGCCUAAUGCUCAUGAGGAAGCACACAGACCGUGAGCACCCGGGCCAGGAGUACAAAGAAGAUGCCUUCACCUUGAACCCUCCGAGAACCAAACCCAGGACACUCAUGGGUCCUCUAAGCUUUCAGAAGCGACGGCAAAACCUUCUGCAUAAGAAAUUGUCCACCGUCACACCUCCACGAACCACACCGCAGGGGCCGAAGCAGUAUGCCUGCGCUUACUGCCACUAUGAGACAGACACGCAGGAUGAUAUUCUGAAGCACACUAAAGAAAACCAUUCCCAAGGAGACGAUAGCUAUUCUACCGCACGGGCAUCGAGCUCUCAACAAAACGAGUCAGAUGAAGAUGAUCAAACAUCGGCAUGCUGGGACGGCAGUAAAAAAGCCGUCAAGCGAAAACUCCAGGACGGAUCCGACACCACCUUCAAGCGCAAGCGUCGGUUUGUCUUUGAGAAAGGUGACGAGCUCAUCCAGUGUGGUCACUGCGACGCGCGCGAGACGUCCAUGGGCCGCAUGCAAGACCACAUGGAUUGGGACCACCAGGGUCUGCCUUUCAACUGUAAGCGCAUCCCAGCCUGGCGGUUUGUCUGUAAGUCGUGUGCCGUCAAGACCAUGGCGACCUCCAAAAUGAAGUACCACCUGAACCGACACGUCAACUACCGGCCCUACACUUGCACCAACUGCGGGGCCUUCUUUCCUUCCCCAGACCAGUGUCGCCGACAUUCACGGUCACAAGGUCACGAAGAGCAAUAUAUGUACGUCCGCAACCCGAAGAAAGAGAUCCGAGUGGAAGAACUCUUGGAAGAAACCAGGCAGCUGGCUAUCAAAGUACAGGAAGAAGCCAUCAAAGAUCCCGAGUUCGAUAUCGCCUUCACGGACAAGUUCAUCUCUCAAUUCCAAGAGAACCGUGGUAACCUCAAACGCAGCGCCCCCACUGGCAGUAACAGCCGGUCGGCAAAGAAAGCAAGGGCUGCAGCAGAUGGGGAUGACUCUGGAGACUGGGUUGAAAGAAAACAGACGGGCAAGUCGGCCCAGACAGUUGGAGUGGAGAUGUGUGUCACCAUCAAGUGCUACAACUGUGAGUUCUCGGCGGGCACGGUGAGCGAAGUCUACAAUCACCACAAGGAAGUGCACCACGAUGAGAGGUUUCUGUGGACCGAGCUGGAGCGAGGGUUCACCUGCGACAAGACGGGCGAGGCCCUGCCGGACUGCGACAGCAGCGUGCCCAAUGCCUCAACGGAUGUCGGAUACACAACCAGGAUGACCCUGGGGGCGGGAAACAACACCAUGAGGUUCAAGUGCAAGACGUGUGAUUUCUCCUCCUGUGUGAUCCAAGCAAUGAAGUCACACUUGAAGUCACAUCAGCCCAAGGGAUUUAUCUGCCCCUACUGCAGUCGCUCUUUCUCUGGAAAAGAGAAGCUGAUGCGUCAUCAGUACUGCCUCCACAAAGGGAUGGCUCUGUGGGUGAUCCACCUGCGGAUGUCGGGGACGGUGGGCUCCAUUCUUACCAGCAAGAAGGGUGGCGGGCCUUCUUUGUCUAGCAGUGUGUCGCGACCCGAGAGCUCGCCGAAGUCUGAGACGGCCGGGCCCUCAGUGAGCCCCAAGCCGACAGACGAGGAUACUGCCAGCUCUGGAAAACUGACGAGACGGAGUAGCCAGUCGGCCCUGAACUAUCUGUGCUCUGAGUGCGACUACGAGACGGAGAGUCUGUACCACUUCCGCCUGCACCUGUCCCAGCAGCACCAAGGGUUCAAGUACCGUAUCCGAGACUCGAGCUUGUCCUCCCCGCUCAAGUGCGGUUACUGCCCGUUCCUGGCAGAGACAGAGACGGAGUUCAGCGGGCACAUUGAAUCACAUUUCGGGGAGCGUCGUUUUAAGUGCAGUCACUGCGAAUACAGUGCGUUUGACCGAUCUAGCGUCCAGCGACAUGUCAGUUCGGUGCAUGCCGACACGGACGCCAAGGUCGUCGAUCGCAAUGAGGUGUCUCGGAUGGCGCACGAAUACAUCAAAGGUCAGGAGAGGGAUCGGACUGACCUCCCGCUGGUUUUGAACCUUGAACCCGAGGUGAGGGUCCAAAGGAUUCCUGAUUCAGUGUUGCUGCAAUUGAAUCGUGCACCUCCUGUGGGGAGUGAUUCGGAGGAAGACAUUUCUGGAGGAGAGGAAGAAAUUAGGGACGGAGAGACAAAGUUUAUGGAAGGAGGGGAAGAUGGAAAUGAGGAAGAACCAAGUGGCACAGGUAGUGCUGAUGCGGCCCUAGAGGAUAACUCGUAUGGAGAAGAAGAGAAGUUGGUGAUGGAAGGUGUUUCUGAUGAUAUGGAAGUUCUUGAUAACGAAGAGGUGGAGAAAGAAGUGGAAGAGCAUGAUGAAAGUGAAGCUCAUGAUGAUGAAGGUGGAGAAGAGGAGGAAGAGGUGGAUAAUAAUAGUGAUGAAGCAGAGGAAGAAGAAGUAGAAGAAGAAGAAGAAGAGGAGGAGGAGGACGAUCCAUCAGAGUCGGAUAAAUUUACACAUGAACUGGGUUUGACCGCUGUUCAACAACAGCAGUCAUCUCUGCUCGAUUCAGAUCCCGAUAUGAUGAUCAUGCAGUUUGGAGGUGUAGCUGGUGGUGCGUACCCAUCAUGUGGCAUGGUAGGUGCACCCCAAAGUGGUGGAGGCAUUCCCUCCCCCUUGCCUCAUCGGAGCAAAGAUUCCCUCCUCUCAGCUCAAGAGGAGGAUGAGGAUGUCGCAAGCAGCGAAAAUGUGGCAAAUGUUGAAGAAGGAGAUGAUGAUGAAGAGGAUGAUGACGAUGAUGAUGCUUUCGGCCAUGAUGUGACCCUGGCAUCUCCUCUGCCGAUGAUUUCCCUCGGAGAUGGCGUCACAAUGUCUCCUGUUGCUGCGGACAAUAGUGGAGAGGAUGGGGGCAGUGCCGCGGGAUUAGGUCUUGGUGAUGAUACCCUAAACCUUGGAAGCGGUGACAAUGAAGAAAUGUUGCUGGAUGUUUAAAAAUUUAAGGAUUGCACAUUUGGAAGACUUUGGACCGAGUUAAAUUUUCAGUGUUGGAAUCUGUGAUUCCUAGAGAGUAAUUGAAGACAGAAGCAUUGAGUUUUGAUUUCUUGGAUAUUGAAGCAGUAAAAAGAACUGUUUCUUCAGGAAUUAAUUGCAGAAGAGAAAGAAAUAGUUUUCAUGAUGGGUAAUUUAAACAACAUCUGCGAAAAGAUGGAAGCAGUGUAUCUGGAUUUUUUGACAACGUGUGUUGAAUCUUGAAGGUGGAGGUGGUGGCAGUGAAGAGCAACCAGAUGUGGUGAGAAGUGAUCUUUUGGUCAUGAUCUUGACCAAUACUUGUUCAAUAGUGCGUCAUCUUCAGCAGUUCUUUCACUCUGAUAUUGUGCAGUUGAAUAGCCUUUUGGAGAAAUGCUGCAGGAUGUGGAUUACAAAACGGCAUACACAUUUUAAUUCAAACAUGUUCAUUCUCUAAAUUCGCUUUGUGAUUCUCUUGGAUUAGGGUCUCGACCCAUAUUUUGUGGCAUCGGAAGUUUUCUGUGAUGAGAUAUUGUGGUAUAUCAGCAAUAUCAUAUGUCCUUGAAAUGAGUUUUUUGUAUAUCAUGUGGUUUGGAUUGCGACAUAAGAUUCUGCUUUGAUUCACACCAUGGUCAAGGUUUUAUAUUUGCCAUUUUCUUUUGGCCAGCUGCCCAAUUUAGUGAAUGUGUCCGCAUAUCACCCAGUGGAUUGGAUAGCUAAUUUAUCGGUCAGCUUCUAUAUAUAUGUUUGGAGGUUCAGCUUUCAGGAGGAAUUACCUGAAAUUCUGUUGGAUUUUCUGCUGGAGUAUUGUUUCCCUUAUUUAUAACUUGUUUAUUGCCCACUUUGUGUGUAGUGAGUCGCAUGAGGGCUCUGGUGGAGUCUGUUCUUGCUACUACUCCUACUUCAGCGUCACUGCAAUCCAAAUCAGGUGUUUUUGAAGAAGUGAGGGAGAAGGGAAAAAGUGGCUGCAAGUUUACUACUAUGAUAGGAAGCAAACUACAACUCUUGAAAAAUAACCCAGUGAGCUUAUUUAACAGUAAAGAGCAAUUUCAAUACUUCGCUUUUUUCUGCAGAAUAAUAACAUUAACUAUAAAGCAGUGGAGUCCACUUACAGGAAUAUGGUAAAUCCGGAAACAGCUGUAUACCAUAAUAAUAUGAAAGUAAAAUCUCAGAUUGUUUUUUCUUCUAAUUUAAGCAAUGAAAACUCCUCUAAACUGAAGAAAAUUCAGUGUCCCCUGUAGGUUUAGGUUUUUAGCAGAUUCCACUAUAUACACACAUGAGAAUGAAGCACUCAACUCAGGCUUCAAGUGCUUUACAAAAAUACAAGUAACAACACAUAUCACUAUAAACUACAUUGUGGUUUGACUCAAAAUCUUGAUAAAAAUCUCUCUUUAAUAAAAAAAAAAAAAAAAAAAUAAUAAUAAUUAAGUGAGCAGACUUUUGAAUGCGUUCAAAGAUUCGAUUUAUCAUAAAUGACUAGGCAAAGCAUUCCAGUGGGUUAGUGGAAAUCUCAUCCAAACAAAAUGGCAUUCUAUUCUAACAACACAAGGUAUUCGAAAGAACAGAUUCUUGGUUGCUGAUGGAUGGGUUACAGUUAUUUAUACAGUACUAUUCUCACUCAUUUGAAGAAAAGGACACAUCGGACCUCCUCAGUACCAUGUACCAUACCAGCCUCUGGGGUGAAGGAGUCACACUCUUUGCUGUUGCAUUAUGAUAAAUGAGUUUGGCUCCUAAGUAAGGAGGGGUUUUUUAUUGAACGUCUCAGUCUGUCUGCUGAGAUGAACGUCUCAGUCUGUCUGCUGAGAUGAACGUCUCAGUCUGUCUGCUGAGAUGAAUGUCUCAGUCUGUCUGCUGAGAUAAACGCCUCAGUCUGUCUACUGAGAUGAACGCCUCAGUCUGUCUGCUGAGAUGAACGUCUCAGUCUGUCUGCUGAGAUGUUGUACAAAUAUGUUGUGUAGGCCUAUCCCUCUUAUCCUGGGUUUGCCUUGAAGGCAAGGUCAAAGCAGCUUGCCCCUUUCUUAUGAAUGAUAAAUUGUGUUGAUGGGGAUAUAAAAGAUGUACAAUAAGUUACCUCAUCAGUGUGUUUUGAGGAGAGACGUUAUUAUAUAUUAUGUUCAUUCUUUCUUUACUGCCAGAACGUUUACGACUCCCUGCCAAGAGAAGGUUUGGGCUGUAUAAAUUUGUUUAUGUUGCAAGAACCAAUAUUAGUAUGUCCACUGUAUAUAAAUUAUAUUGAAGUAUUCUUUUGAUUGUUACCUCUGCAAGUUUUUACAGUAUUGAGCUCUUAUUUAAAUGUUAUAGGACGUUUUUUUAAGUUAAUAAAUUUUCCAGAAUUAUUGUU
Messenger RNA from Aplysia californica (California sea hare), 13675 nucleotides. RefSeq lists its product as uncharacterized. The record is from RefSeq and is a predicted model, not a curated record. NCBI's taxonomy places the organism in Eukaryota, Metazoa, Mollusca, Gastropoda, Aplysiida, Aplysiidae. Gene Ontology annotation, cellular component: chromosome. Bases 1363 to 11319 code for a protein of 3318 amino acids. Gene Ontology annotation, biological process: regulation of transcription by RNA polymerase II. Gene Ontology annotation, molecular function: chromatin insulator sequence binding. The transcript has 9 exons.